AACGUUUGAAGUGCGUGUCUUUAUUAGUUCAAUGUUGUGUUCUUAUGGUCAGUAUUGAUAGCCAUCUGAACCAGAUCUAACUGACAGUAGAUGAGACAGUCCAAAUGAAUGAAUGAAUUGUACAGAAGGAUGAUUGAGGGACCUAAGAAGGCUACAUUAGCCUACAUGUGCCGUAUAAAUAUAUAUAAACACAUAAAACCUAUAAAUACAAACCAAACUACAAAUUGGAUAAGGUUAGGGUAGCCUACUAGCUAUUUUCUUCUACGGGUGUUAACAAUUACAUAAUUAAAUUGGCCUUAAUGCUAUGACAUAUCUGAAUAUAGGCAAGUGACUGUUGCAUGUGUGUGCAAAACAGGCAGUUUCUUCCCUAAUUUCUCACGUUGCACUACAAUGCUCCAAACACUUAUGUUAUUGAGUUUUGGCCAUAGUGAAAGCCCAUACUGAAUCAUUACCUAGACUUAGGCCUAGCCAACCACUAGAGAGCAGAGGAGGCGACCACAUAUUUUCUACCAAACUGUGAGAAACUGCUGUGGUUAUAGUGGCCACAAACAAAACAUCUAAUACAAUCAACUCAACUGCAGUUAAUGUUAAUUCCAGUUCCACUCUGGGAAAACGUUUUAUUAUAUUGAUAUCACUGGCAUCUAGGAAAAUGACACACUGUGACAUUGUUACCUGAUUUACUUUCAAUUUAUAUUUUCAAACAUUGUUAUUGUGGUAGGGAAUUCCCUGCCCAGAAAAGUAUAAAAACACAGAGAUGAAGCAAGACACACAAAAUAAUUAGGAUAAACCAAGGAUAUACAUUGUUACUACCAUGAUGCCAAACGCCAAGCUUUGUGAGUAAUCUAUAGCAUAUAUAUCUUUCUCUUCUAACAAAAGUAUUGUUAUUAAGUAGGUAGCCUAUUUAUUAUUUGCUUAAAGUUAGAAUAGGUCAGGUUAUCUGAGAAUAUUUUUUUCCUGCAUGAGAAUAUUGCAAAAUCAUCUAAACAUUAUUGGCAUAUUAUUGACAAAUGUAUUUGUUUUGAAAGUUUAAGUUUUAAGUAUUUGUUCUACGUUGUUCUUGAACCUGUCAGAUUUUGCCACUUGGCUGCUCUUGGUUGCGCUCACUUGUUCUCUCUGGCACGUGAACAUGUCCAGCUCAGUGGUGUCGCGCAACCGCCCGAUAACUGACAACUGUCUUACUACUGCGCAAACACUACUUUGGAACAUCACGGACGCACUUGCACAGGAACACCUGUUCAAAGGAAUAAACUGCACGGACCAGGGUAUGGAGUUGAACACGAGAACACAAACGGUGCAAGUGUGUUCGCCAAAGACCAAAAGCACUCAACAGCACUCAACAUGUUCCAGAGUGACAAAUGUAAAGUUUGAUCAGGACAAGUGUCUGAGGAACAUUGAGGAGGAUCUGCGUUGUUAUAGUGACAUGCUACAAGCUAUUGACCCUAAACUGCUUGGACCCAAUGUGUUGCAGAGCCUCGGAGAGAUUAAGGAGAACUGCUUCCCCUCAUCUUGGUUGGGAGUCUGGUCCUCACAGCAGGAUACACAAGGUUGUAGGCCUACUCAAGGUACUGCUAACCACAAUUCCUUUGAUGAAAGAGUACAUUUGUGUAAAGUGCUGAAGGGGCUCCAGGUUCGCACCGUAACCAUCAACAGAAUCAUUGGAUAUAUUCAUGCUGGAGAUCACAAUAUGUAAGUUGGCAUGUCAUCAUGGACCUGGCAAGCCCCUACGCUGUUGGAGACUAUUCCUCAUCGCCAUCAUCGUCGUCAUCACCAUUCUCCCAAGGGAAAAAUAAUAGUUUCCAUGACCAUAACAAAGUUGCCUUGUCCCGUGGACAAGUGUUCUUUAAUGUUGUCAUCAAAUAACAGUCUGAUUAAGCUAUUGAGGAUUUAGAAUUUACAGGAGUCAAAUAUUUAUGACUUAAUAUAUAAGUAUUUAAUCUAAGUAUUUAUUUGUUGAUUUUUUUAAACUUGAAAAGCUAAAUAAUAUUAAAUGUGAUAUUUAUUAUCAACCUAAUGGGUUGUAUUAUUUAUUUGCCUAAUUUAUGAUUUAAAAAUAUUUAUUUUCUACAUAUCAAUAUAACUUAUUUCAAUGUUUACACAGUUUUUGUUUGAACAUCUCCAAAAUAAAAUGCAUUUAAGAAAUUAAUUAAAAUAGCCUAAUGCCAGCUGUUUUAUUUCUCUCUUUGUUUUCAUGGUAUUUUACUCAAACUCUCUAUCUGUUUGUAUGUGUGUGUUUUGCAGUUUUUACUAUCCUUGUGAGGACCAGAAGUCCUCACAAAGUUAGCAAAACAAUGAAAAUUUGGACAAGUGGAGACAUAUCACUGGUCCCCAUUAUUUUAGUCUUAGGGGUUUAGGGUUACAAUUAGGAUUAGGGUUAGGGGUUAAGGUUAGAGUUAGGUUAAGGGUUAAGGAAAAUAGGAUUUUGAAUGGGAAUAAAUUGUUUGGCCCCCACAAGAAUAGUGUGUGUGUGUGUUGCCAUAUAUAGUCAAUACAUUAAACUGAGUUAAAUGAUGGGAAACAGUAAGAUUUAUUUCCAGGAAAAUACACAGUGGUAACCCCAUAUCACUGAUUUGGGUGGUGCCCAAACCACCCAAUAUGCUCGUUCUUGUAGGCACUGGUCAAUUCACUUGGAAUCAUAGCCUACUGUAACUGUGUGGAAUAUGUGGGCGGUUAUUUUGAGGCCGAAGUGAAGAGAGAAAGUUCAGAAACGACCAUACAUUUGUGUAGGCGUAUAGAUUAUGCAGACAUGAUGACAUGUACUUACUACUUAGGCCUUCCUAUACUCUAUUAUCGGGGUGGGGGUGGUAUGGUUUUAACUGAACACAGCCAAGUGACUCCCUCGCAUUGGUCCUUUUUUCACUCUCGAGAAACGUGAGCCCGCAUGCAGUCGAAAAGGCUGAUUGACACAUUGUUCGAAAGUCAGAUUUUUGCAUUCGGUUUGAGCUCACAAAUGGCCUAAUGUUCGGCUAUAUUGGCCUAUGUUCUUCCCAUUAUUAGUAGCUAGGCCAGGGCGGACAAGUGCAAUAAUAAGUUCUCCUUCGGGUAAUAAAUGUCUUACCUCAAUAAAUUCAAACAGGUGUGAAUUUAUAAAGACUAUGUUGACGAGGAAUAACAUGUCUAUUUGUGGGCAUUGUUGGAUGUUUUCGAACGAUAACCAUGCUAGGUUUAUGUGAUAGGCACGAGGACAAGGUUGGUACAUUAGACUGCACCGUCGGUGAAGGGGUGCGGUUGGUCAGCAAUUUAAUGGAGUUGAGAAGAUGGCGAGUACAAAGCAGUCUAUAUUUUGUAUAUUUGUAUUACGACAUGCUGCCUGGCCAUAACAGCCUACACAGACAAAUAUCAGUCAUUUUCAUUCAAUGGAAAUGUACCACUGACACCCAGUGGAAGGU
Molecule: messenger RNA, 3386 nt
Organism: Oncorhynchus keta (chum salmon)
Lineage: Eukaryota; Metazoa; Chordata; Actinopteri; Salmoniformes; Salmonidae
Product: interleukin-12 subunit alpha-like
Exons: 6
Coding region: 1127-1690 (187 amino acids)
Biological process (GO): immune response
Cellular component (GO): extracellular region
Molecular function (GO): growth factor activity; interleukin-12 receptor binding
Source: RefSeq, a predicted model, not a curated record